UCUCUGGAUGCCGCGACGGGCGACCGCGCGCCCUCUCGCCGAGAACUCCGCAUUCGAAUAUCGAAAAAAAUCGUUUCGAAAAUUUCUGUUGGUGUUGUGUGCGUGUGAGUGACUUUUAUGUGGAUUUUUAUGAUGGCCGUGAGUGUAGUGUUGUUCUAAAGGAAUCGCCGGUUCGUUCCAUGGAGCACCGCUUUGACCGCUCACAGGAUAACUUUUACCGCUCACCCAAAAUAGCAGUCCGCCGAUGUAAACACAAAGUCGAAAUGAGAUGAGUAUGCGUGUGGCGUGGGCCAGGUGGUACUGGAUCGUUAUAUUCACGACGUGCGCCGCGAGGACCGCCAGCGACUGGCUCGACUGCGCCCACAUCGCCACCUGCAAGUGCAAAUGGUCCUCCGGCAAGAAGACAGCGACGUGUGCCUCCAGUGACCUACGCCGCCCGCCAGCUCUCUCAUCCGACAUACAAGUCCUCGACCUACACGACAAUCCACUCAGAAACUUACCGCAGGAAGUUUUCGCCAGCAUCGGCCUCCUUAAUUUACAACGACUUAAUCUCCGAGCGACCAGCCUGAGAUCGAUACAUCCUGAUGCGUUCUUAGAAUUAAGGAUAUUAAUAGAAGUCGAUUUAGGAGACAACGAUCUGUCCCAUCUCCCAAGGGAUAUAUUCAGGGGCAACGAAAGAUUACGACUAGUUGUACUAAGCAACAAUCCUUUGACGACGCUCAUAGCGGAUCAGUUCCCACCUCUACCGCAUUUGCGAAUGCUUUUGUUAGACGGAUGCAGAUUAAGAUCGAUACACACGAAUGCUUUGAGGAAUUUGAAGUCUUUAGAGACCAUAGAUUUGCGUAGAAACCAGCUUACAUUCCUUCGUUUGAUAACAUUUUCUUUACCUGCAUUGAAAACGGUAUCUUUAUCCGGUAAUCCGUGGAGAUGUGAUUGUAGGCUAAGAGAAUUUAAGGACUGGUUUCUAGAGAGCAAAUUAGGUACAGAAGAUUUACUUUGCGUUGAACCAUCAACACAAGCUGGGAACAAGUGGCGACACGUCCCAAGUGAGAGUAUGUCGUGUCCGCCCGAAAUAAAAUCAAGUACGUUAGUGGUCAGAGCUGAAAUUGGAUUACCUACGUCAUUCGGGUGCUGGGUCCAUGGAGUACCAAAACCCAAAGUGACGUGGCUUUUUGAUGGUGUUGAUGUACAUAAUAGUUCAGUAGAUUGCGACAUGGAAGAGACGGAGACGAGUAUCGAUGACGACUCUGAAGAGAGAGUACCGGGUAGUGUAAGAUGGGUCAAUGUCACUCUUUUAAAUGUGACUGCAAGUGCAGCUGGGGAAUGGACAUGCGUAGCUAAAAGUAUAGCGGGUGAAGCACGGGCUAUUGUAAGUCUUGUUCUACCAAGGUCUCAAACAGCAACUGCUCGAACCGCACCUGGGAUUCCACAUUUGCUGGGUGUUGUUUUUGGAGCGCUGGGCAUACUAGCAACUCUUGGUUUUAUCGGCGCCGUAGCCUGCUGGCAUCUAAGGAGACGAACAGUUCCACCAAGCAGAAGUUUCACUGACCAAGAAAAACGACUCAUAGAUGCAUCAGUUGUCGUCAGUUGUGAUCGAUCUAUCGGUGAUAUGGCAUCACCCUGCGAUUUCGAAAUGACAGAACGAAUGUCAGAAGAGCCUCCUAGAGGUUGUGGCUUCGAUCCUGUUCAUAUAACUAUUGAAGGUACACCAGGUGCGUUUCCUCCACCACCAGCAGAAUUUGCGGUGCCAGUUCCAUAUGGAAACAUAUUCAUAUCUGUCCAAGUAGCCGGCCGAGGUGAGCCUGCGAAAUAUCCUGACCUUUUGAGUGGUGGUGCAACAUUGCCCCGGAGGAAUAGGACGUGUUGCGCUGCUCCGGCAUACGACAACAUGGGUCCUAGAGUGACAGCCACAGGGAGCUCGACCUGGUCAUUGCCUGGUGCUAGCACUGAGAACGUUGAAGUGUCAGAGACACCAGUAUUGACCCUGCCACCACCACCCCCUGAGUUCGUCUCACUUUAGCCCAGGCCUCUGGUACUGGACGCCUCAGCGCUGAGGUGACCUGGUACCAUCAAACCCGCAGUCAAUUAGACUAUUCCCCAAUUUUAUUGUACUUUAUGAUAAUUUUGAAGUGAUUAUUAAUUUAAAUGUAAAUAGUUAUUACGCUAAGACAUGGACGAUGUGUGACAUCUGUGAGGUAAAUACGUAAGAUUGUUAUCAAUAUUAAUAUUGUAAUAUUGCAUUUAAAGUGAACUUGUUGAUACGUUGGGUAAUGACAUGAGAGCGAUUAGUCUACCUGAUUUGUUCCCUAGAUAUUCUUUUUAUGUAUUUCGAGUAAGCGUCUUCCUAUACGUUGGAAUAUAUGGACAGAUUCUAUAAGCCAUAUUUGGCUGAAAGUUAUCAUUUUUUGGAAAUUGAUUAUUUCUUCGUUACUUGCGUGCUAUAUUAAUUUUAUAAUAGAGAACAACACAACAUUUGCGAAUGCACUUUUCUAAAUGUUUACCAGUUACCACUACAAGUUGCAAUUUAAUCUUUAAAUUAUUUUUCUACCAUUUUCAGUCCCAGUGCAAUAAAAUAUCUUUGUCAGAAACUCUGUUAAUUUUGCAGUAGUAUUCAAACAUUUGCGAGUUAAAAUGAAAUAGAAGCAGACAUCCAGUUGAAAGUCGCGUUACUGUCCAUUUAUUCCAGCAAAACUUUUGUACAUAAAGUAUUGUUUAUUAUACAAACUUCCCAAACAUAAGACUGACCCUUUUCUCUUGUUUUUCACCUCUUUAUAACUUUAACGUUAAUGCUGUGUACCACCUAGUCGGCCGAAUAGCUUCUAAAUAUUUUUUUCUUUGAAAGCAAAAAUAUCUAAUGUAAAGGAAAAUAAACCGAUCAAGUGAAA
This is a messenger RNA of Helicoverpa armigera (cotton bollworm), 2885 nucleotides long. RefSeq names its product leucine-rich repeat-containing protein 24. The transcript is spliced from 3 exons. Bases 269 to 2020 code for a protein of 583 amino acids. The record is from RefSeq and is a predicted model, not a curated record. Gene Ontology annotation, molecular function: protein binding. Lineage: Eukaryota; Metazoa; Arthropoda; Insecta; Lepidoptera; Noctuidae.